Penicillium pulvis is the source of this 702-nucleotide messenger RNA. RefSeq lists its product as uncharacterized. The record is from RefSeq and is a predicted model, not a curated record. Lineage: Eukaryota; Fungi; Ascomycota; Eurotiomycetes; Eurotiales; Aspergillaceae. The transcript is spliced from 4 exons. Bases 1 to 702 code for a protein of 233 amino acids.
AUGGCUACCCCGUCGGCAAUUACCAUUGGCAGCGGCUCAUUCACGGGCAAAUGGGUGAUUGACAAGAAAGCCUCGCCUCCUCCGGAUCCUGCAUUAAAACUUCAAGGGAUAGGUUGGGUCCUGCGCAAAGCUGCUGGUCUAGCUGUGCCAACUCUCCACAUGUCCAUCUCGUCACCCUCAGCCAGCCGCCUCUGUACCGAGUCGCAAUCUGCUCCACAGAAGGCGUAUAUUUCGGUCUUUCAGGUCCCCACAGCCGGGCUGGGAGCGAUCACCGAGUCCCGAGUACUGGAUUGGGACGAAAGGACCCCGCUGAAGGAUUUUUUAUUUGGAACCCGUCUAUCUCGGAACCGCUUCAUCACUGGUAAAAAGAGGGACGAUGGCCGUGUGGUGCCCGAUUUCCUCCCCGAAACGAAGAUCGAUAACAAGGUGAUUGGUCAGAUGCUGAGGGGAGAAAUUGCACCCGAGGGGUCUGAUGACAGUGGAUUCCUGGUAGAGGGAGACGAUGAAGCUGAGAAUGCAGGUCUCUGGAUCCACACCUUCGAAUACCGGGAAGAUGGAGCGUGGACUGCGGAACAGAUUUGGGGCUUUGAGAUGAUUGGGGGAGAAAGAUUCCAUACGAGACGAUUUGUGGUCGCCGAUAAAGGGGGAAAUUUUGAGAUGGGUCGCAUUGUUUUUUCUUACUUUGGACCUAUCGAGGGCUGA